This is a messenger RNA of Arabidopsis thaliana (thale cress), 1230 nucleotides long. Its product is annotated as Pathogenesis-related thaumatin superfamily protein. The record is from RefSeq and is marked reviewed. Bases 1 to 1071 code for a protein of 356 amino acids. Gene Ontology annotation, biological process: defense response. The transcript is spliced from 3 exons. Lineage: Eukaryota; Viridiplantae; Streptophyta; Magnoliopsida; Brassicales; Brassicaceae.
AUGGACCGAACAAUUGAGAUUGAGUUCGACAUAAAUGGGCCAUAUGAUUCAUUAAUUAGGCCUAAUAUAUCAGUAGCCAGUCUCACUUCAAGAUCAGAAAAUAACAUUACAUUUGAUCCUAAAAUAUUUUCUAGUAAAGAUGCCAAUUCGUUUCGGUUUGUCACCAAGGAUCUUGUUACUCUUUCUCACCAUAUUAUCAGGGUUUGGAUAACGAUUAGAACUCCUGUGAAUUACUCCACAGGAACAAAAUGGUCAGAAUCAGCUCGAGUAUUCACGAUCAUAAACUCAUGUGACCAAACGAUCUGGCCGGCGAUAACUCCAGGAGAAAACUUCAACGGAGGAGGAUUCGAGCUCAAACCGGGCCAAUCCAUCGUAUUCCACGCACCAGUAGGCUGGUCAGGCAGAAUUUGGGGACGAACCGGUUGUAAAUUCGACUCAACCGGAACCGGAACAUGCGAAACCGGUUCAUGCGGAUCAACUCUAAAAUGUUCAGCCUCCGGAAAACCACCAGCUUCACUAGCUGAAUUCACAUUAGCCGCAUUGGAUUUCUACGACGUGAGCCUCGUCGACGGAUUCAAUCUCCCGAUGUCGGUGACUCCGAUGAACGGAAAAGGAAACUGCAGCGUCGCCGGUUGCGUAGCUGAUUUGAGGCCACAUUGUCCGCAGGAGCUCGCAGUGAAAUCAAACGGGAAAGUCAUAUCGUGUAGGAGUGCUUGUGAUGUGUUUGAUAGAGAUGAGUAUUGUUGUAGAGGAGUUUAUGGGAACCCAGUUGUGUGUCAACCAACUUAUUACUCAAAGAUCUUUAAACAAGCUUGUCCUACUGCUUAUAGUUAUGCUUAUGAUGAUCCGACCAGUAUUAUGACUUGCACUGCCUCUGAUUACGUCAUUUCUUUCUGUUCCUCCAGGUUUGUCCUUUUUACGUUUUUAACAACAUCUCAUGAUUACUUUAAUUAUGAUUCUAAUCAAGUUUCAUUCAUACUAGACCAUGACUUUUACAUUUACAUGAUAUACUUUAUUCAUCCUUUGUUAAUUUCAUAUGCAAAAGUAAAAGUAAUUCAAAUGCAGAAAUAAAGUUAUAUUUUUUGGUCUUUGUUUUUGAAUUGUGUGUAGGAAGAAGCCGGUGUGCACGUACCAUGACAACAAGUUAGUAUGCAGCGAUGGUUCUGGUGGGUUUAAGAAGAUGAUUGGGAGAUUAUUGUGGCUUGUGUUGAUGUUGUCUCUUGUUGUGUU